AUGGCAGACGAAUCAACCCUCCGGCAGCGCAAGCCACAGCCUAAGAACGAGACAGAUUCUGAAGUCUCCCAACCUUCAACUCCUACGAAGAAGCACAAGAAGAGAUCAUCUGACAAAGUUGAUCAAGAAGACCCUUGGGAUGGCUACUCGCCCUACGUCGAUGUGUUGCGUGUCAUCAGCUUCAUAGUCGUAGCUUCGAUGGGCCUCAGCUAUGUUAUCAGCGGAGGGGAGAGCUUCUGGUGGGGACAUAAGAACAAGCCAGAGUGGAUGACUCAAAAAUUCUAUAAGGAAUUGAUCCUCGGACCUCCACCACCUACAUACAUGACCCUGGAGGAACUCUCUCUCCACGACGGUACCGAUCCCGACAGACCUCUUCUCCUCGCCAUCAACGGUACCAUCUACGACGUCUCCAACGGCCGUCGUAUGUACGGUCCUGGUGGUUCAUACAGCUACUUUGCUGCCACCGACGCUGCUCGUGGCUUCGUGACAGGUUGCUUCGCUGAGGACCAGACUGCCGAUCUCCGCGGUUACGAAGAGACUUUUCUGCCUCUCGACGACCCCGAGGUCGACUCUCACUGGACCCCCGAACAGCUUGCUGAGCUCAAGAUUAAGGAGCGAGAGGAAGCCAAGGUCAAGGCUGACGCCGCACUCAAGCAUUGGGUUGAUUUCUUUGCCAACAACAAGAAGUACAGCAAGGUGGGAUACGUGCUUCGGGAGCCUGACUGGGUGGAAAAGGAGAAGCCCAAGAAGCUUUGCGACCAGGCUCAAAAGGGCAGGAAGGCAAGAAAGAUUCCCAAAAAGCAGUGA
Molecule: messenger RNA, 807 nt
Organism: Fusarium sp. VM40
Lineage: Eukaryota; Fungi; Ascomycota; Sordariomycetes; Hypocreales; Nectriaceae
Source: the annotation of a GenBank genome assembly